ACGAAGUACUCACAAUUAUCACACGCCUCCAAACAUGAUCACGCUGUAUCUGUUGCUCGCCAUACCACUGGCUCUGUACGGGGUUUACCUCGUAUCAAAACGAAAAUUCCGGUACUGGGAACAGAAGAAAGUGCCACACCUACCACCGAAACCAAUUCUGGGUAAUUUCUCCGAAUACAUUCUCCAGCAGAAAUACUAUGGACAUGUGGAACAGGAAAUCUGCGACAAGUUCCCUGAAGAACCUUAUGUUGGCUCUUACUUUGGCACGGAACCGGCCCUCAUCGUACAAGAUCCUGAAUUCAUCAAGACUGUCAUGACAAAGGACUACUAUUUCUUCAGUGGCCGUGAAGCUUCUGCAUACAGUAAAAAUGAACCGUUAACGCAAAACCUUUUCUUCACUUAUGGUGACAGGUGGAAGGUACUGCGUCAGAAUCUUACGCCUUUGUUCUCAUCCGCCAAGAUGAAGAACAUGUUCCACUUGAUCGAGAAAUGUGCCCGUAUCUUUGAGAACAUGAUCGAUCAUGAUGUACAGAAAUAUAAAGAUAUUGAAGUCCGAACCCUGACAGCAAAGUUCACUAUGGAUGCCAUUGGAAAUUGUGCUUUUGGAGUUGAGACCUGGACCAUGGUAAAGACUGAAAAUAAUCCAUUCACAAAAAUUGGUGAUGUUAUCUUCGAUACUGCCAGGCUGAGAGCAUUAAAGGUUGUGAUGAGAAGUAUUUGGCCAGCCAUUUUUUAUGGUUGUGGAGGUAAAUCACUCCCCGCUGACGUUGAUAACUUUUUCUACAAUCUGAUGACUGGUAUUUUCAAAGGACGCAACUACAAGCCGACACCAAGGAACGACUUUGUUGACCUCCUAUUAAAGUUCUACAAUAAUAAAACGGUGACUGGAGAUAGUAUGAAAAACAUGAAGGGUGAUUCAGAAGAGAAAGUUACUUUAAAAGUGGACGAUGAAUUUUUGAUUGGACAAUGUUUCCUGUUCUUUGCUGCCGGGUAUGAGACGUCAGCAACUACAAUGAGUUACACUUUAUAUGAGUUGGCAAAGAAUCCGAAAGCUCAAGAGUUAGCGAUUCAAGAUGUGGAUAAUUACUUACGUCGCAAUGAUAACGUCUUGAAGUACGAGUGUGUUACCGAGUUGCCUUACGUGGAAGCUUGUGUUGAUGAGGCUCUCCGUCUAUACCCACUGCUGGGAGUCCUGACUCGGGAGGUCAUUGAGGACUAUACAUUCUCGACAGGAUUGAAAUUGGAAAAAGGACUCCGCGUACAUUUACCGGUGUACCACAUGCAACACAACCCUAAACACUUCCCGGAACCAGAACAAUAUCGACCGGAGCGGUUCCUGGGUGAGGAGAAGAAUAACAUCACGCCGUACACAUACUUCCCAUUCGGCGAAGGACCUCGACUAUGUAUCGGAAUGAGGUUCGCAAAGAUGCAGAUAACAGCAGGAAUUAUAACGAUACUCAAGAAAUAUCGCGUCGAACUUGCACCGGGAAUGAGCGAGAAACUACAGUUCGAACCGCGGUCUAUAAUCACUGCACCUAUUGGAGGUAUCAGACUGAAAUUCAUUGAAAGAGAAGGAUGGCAACAACGAGUGUUUAAGGCGCCAAGUGAAGCUUAAGCUAUAAUUAAGUAAGGCCAAUAUGUCAUAGGCCUAAGUGUGAAUAAAAUGGUGUACUAAGACAAGUACAUAAGAACUCUGUUCAUGUCAAUAUACGGCUCGGCUGAAUAACGUAACUGUUUGACUAGUUUAAAGCUACUAAAGCCAAAUUGGUUAGAUGUAGUAAAGUGCACGCCUGAUUAUGAGCCCCUGGCGAGCUCGAAAUUAGUCCAGUUAACUCGUCGAGUUGUUACGUGAGUAAGCUUUAGUAUGUUUUUCUACCUCUAUAAUCAUUACUUCAUUACAUACCAGAAAAUAUGAUAAUAAAAAAGCAUUAUAAAAAUAUAGUGAUUGAAACAUUGUGAUAUUGAAACGUUAUUUUUAAGUUGUAUAAUUGUAUAUUGGUAGUUUUUUAUAUUGUUUUUGUUGUGACAC
This is a messenger RNA of Spodoptera litura, 2029 nucleotides long. Its product is annotated as cytochrome P450 6B5-like. Lineage: Eukaryota; Metazoa; Arthropoda; Insecta; Lepidoptera; Noctuidae. Gene Ontology annotation, molecular function: iron ion binding; monooxygenase activity; oxidoreductase activity, acting on paired donors, with incorporation or reduction of molecular oxygen. The record is from RefSeq and is a predicted model, not a curated record.